Messenger RNA from Eutrema salsugineum, 1991 nucleotides. RefSeq lists its product as uncharacterized. The transcript has 6 exons. NCBI's taxonomy places the organism in Eukaryota, Viridiplantae, Streptophyta, Magnoliopsida, Brassicales, Brassicaceae. The record is from RefSeq and is a predicted model, not a curated record. The coding region runs from base 142 to 1686 and encodes 514 amino acids.
AAGUGCCUUUACACAUUCUUCUUCUUCUUCUCUCUCACUCUCUUCUCGCCGCAAAACCCUCCCCUCAAACCUCACUAGGUAACUUCAUCAAGGAGCAUCACCAGGGUAGGUUCCAAUGUGAAAUAUGUGUAAUCAGUUGUGAUGACUGUUUGUGAACCACAUAUGGAGCUCAAUCAAGAAAGUAAACAAUUUGAUGCACUAUCGCCAAAGAAAGAGCAGAGUCCUGCAGGAGAGCAUGAAGAAUGUGGUCUCACCAGUGCUAAUACAAGUGACGAAACUGUGACUUCAGUUUCUGGUGGUGAGGAAUUGGAUGUUGAUGUAGUUGUAUCUGAUGACAACAACAUAUCUACCGCGGAUGAGGACCCAAACGCUACUGAAUAUUCAAGCUCGUUUUCUGACACUGCAUCUGAGGAUGCUGACAUGUUGUUUAAUGGACUAAACGAAGAUGCUGAGGUUGAAUCUCAUUAUUGGGAUGAAACCGACUUGGGACCUGCUUAUGAUUCUUUUAGCAGCAUUUUUCAUUUCAGGAAGAAAAGGCUAACAAAUCACUGGAAGAGCUUUAUCCGGCCACUGAUGUGGCGAUCCAAGUGGGUUGAGUUAAGAAUUAGGGAGUUAGAGUCUCGAGCAUUAGAAUAUCCGAAAGAGCUUGAAACAUAUGAUCAAGAAAAGCUUGGAGCUAAUAUUGAUCCAUCUAUGUUGGAAACUUGUGGCGAGGGGAUAAAGUCGUUGCCUUUUUCUAAUCCGUCUUACCGAAAAAGAGCAGCAAAGAGGAGAAGAAAGCGUAAGAAGGUUGAGAGUACAGAUGAUAUAACUUCAUAUAUGUCCCAUCAUAACCUCUUUUCUUAUAUCGAGACCAAGAGAUUGAGCUCAGAUGGAAUGGCAGUGGCUGAUGACUUUGGUGCUGCGAAAGAUUCACGGAUUGAUUCAAAGAACCGGGUAGAUUUAGAUGACGAUGACUCACUUUUCGAUCACCGAGAAGGAGAUAGUUUCUUAGAAGAGGUUCUUUGGAAAAUCGAGCUGGUACAUUCACAGGUUCAUAGAUUGAAAAGCCAAGUUGAUGUUGUGAUGUCUAAGAACGCAGCAAGAUUCUCUUCCUCAGAGAACCUGAGCCUUCUUGCUGCAAGUUCUGCGCCUAGCCCUACGGUUUCUGCUGGAGGAGAUGUGAUCUCCAUUGGAGCAAUUUACCACUCUUCUCAGCAUAUGCCGGAUUAUGUUCUUGGAGAUUUAGUUUUCUCAUCGGAAGGAGUGAUUUCGAGCUAUGGAGAUGCGUUUCAUAUUCCUGACAUAAUCGAAAGUAGUGUUGGUCUAUUCGCCGAUGCAGAUGUUACGUUACAUCAUCCCCAAAUUGGAGAUUCUUGUGAAGAUAUUCUGGAUAAUAUCUUGAUUCGAAAUGGAGUGGCUGAAGAAAUGAACGCUGAUUUGAUGGAAACUAGUUGCCAUGAAGAAGCUGAGAAAUCAGAGGAAGGAGAAGGAACAAGCGUGCCACCAUUGCAACAAACUCAAGAAACAGAACAAGAUCACCAAGAAGAGAAAUCUUUGGUGCUACUAAGCCGUGAAGAUUCGGUUCUUAGAACAUGUUUAGCUUCUGAGAUGCUUGUUGUUCCUAGGAACAAAAGGACAAGAUGUGGAGAACGUAAAGCUAGUUCUUGGUGCAAGAAACAUCUCAGUGAUCCUGAAAGCCAGUGAUUGAUGAAAAAAAACUCAGCAAGCUUUUUCGGAACAGUCUUUCUUCAAAUCAGUUACAGAGGAAGAGCUUCAAUCCCAGAAACUUUCCAUUUCUCUGUCUCCGGUAAUGCAUCAUAGAGAUUCUGCUUGGGUACUUUCAUCACAAUCUAUGCGCACCGAGGAAAUGCAUAUUUUAAACUUUCCCUAAAUGACGAUGACGCUUUCUACUUCAGUUUCUUGUUUCUGAAAGUUUUUUUUUUUAUUAUUCCUUCUUCUACAGAUUAUGUGUUUACUGUUUACAGAACAUGUAACUUUUUUUCAUAUCA